AUGGACUCGUCCCCCCCCCCACUCUCCACCAAACGGUGGGCAGACAAUGCAUGGGUUACUGGGUUUGGAGCCAGUGAGAGCCCACGGUUCGUUAAUAGGGGCAUGAUUGGCACUGUGGAAGGGGGAUAUACAGGGCCUGACGAAGAUGAGAGAUUAUCUUGGGUAUUUUCCAUGAUGAUAGUCGACCCAACUGAUGAAAUCUCGUAUCAAGAGUCAAGUUCUGACUGUCGUAUGGAAACUGAUCUGUGAAGGAGCGUGCGGGGAGAAGUAUACAGAUCAUAGAUCGGACGCUCCGCUGGAACCCGAUGUUGGACAGCAUAUGUGCAACAACCAGUCAGUCUCCAGCCUCUCCCAACCUUUCUCGAAA
Molecule: messenger RNA, 367 nt
Organism: Trichophyton rubrum CBS 118892
Lineage: Eukaryota; Fungi; Ascomycota; Eurotiomycetes; Onygenales; Arthrodermataceae
Exons: 2
Coding region: 1-249 (82 amino acids)
Source: RefSeq, a predicted model, not a curated record